UAAAAGGGAGAAGACCCAUAUUAUCAGUUUACGAAGGAAAGUGCAUUUUCAGCAUAAGACAUUGCUCAUAGGGGACAUGUUAUCCGCUAGUAUAGCUUUUGAAAAUAGAGCGGCCGAGUGUGCAUGUACACGAACCUUUGGAUCGUAAUGCCGGGAUAAGGUAAUACCUACAGCGACAGAGAGGCUUUAGCUGCAAAGUAUCUGGGGAUGCAGAGGUCUUGACCAACUUAACAACUCAGACAACCACCGGAGACUGUGAAGAUGGCAAUCAAUGAACAAAAAUUCUGUCUGAUAAUACUUUUCGUAAUAAGCCUUUCAUCACUCGCCGCUAUGUUCACAGUGCUAUACCAUUACAACGAGUUGGUGAAAACAAUUUCUGUAAAGAAGGAUUAUUAUUCAUUUGGCACCCGACAAUUCGUCAUCUCCUCCAAGGAUGAAACCGGAGAUGAAAUUGAUAAUGAUUUUGAAAAUAUCAAAAUUAUUUCUUUAAAGGGUGCCUCUAAACCAGUGAUACAAGGACUCGCCCUUAGUAUUAGCAAUGUUGAACGUGAUGUCUUAACAUUCAAUAUUGAUGAUUAUCUAAAACCCCUAUCGGAUAUACCAAUUGAAGAGAGCAGUCUUCUCCACAAGAUUCAACAAAAACAGAAAGACACCGACUUUAAAUGUGUUAUUAGGGUUGCCAAGUAUUGUUCAUCUCGUUGUCGUACCGUUGCACCUGGAAACCAGUCAAGAGAGUGGAAUCCAUUUAGAUGUGAAUUCAGCGAGUUCUGUAGGUUUGAGACAAGUUUUGUUGGUCAACCCUCUAAGGAACUCAUGCAGAGUUUCGACGUUGUUUUCUUCAUACCUGGGUUUCGAGAUAGACAUUUGAAUGAAAUGAUUGCUUUGCGACCACCGGGACAACUAUGGGUCAUAUCAACAAAAGAGAGCCCUAUUCAUGACAUGGGCUAUGUACCUCCAGGUUUAACAGGAAACCCUUUCAAUCUCACCAUGACCUAUGCGAGAGACACUGAUAUCGUUUUCCCAUACGGCAGUCUGCAGAAAAUAAAGGCUCUCCCAGAACCUCCUCCAAUACCCAAGAAGACUAAAUUGAUAGCAGCGAUGAAUGGUAAUUGCAAUCCUUACUAUUGGCAAAGGACGGAGUUGAUCAAUGAGAUUCAGAAACACCUCUCAGUCGAUUACUAUGGGAAAUGUGGUAAGGCGGGACAGCUCCCCCAAAAGAACACAACCGAAACGCUUCAACAAUAUAAGUUUUACCUUUCGUUCGAGAAUAGUGAAUGUCGGGAUUAUAUCACGGAGAAAGUGUGGAAGAAUAGUCUCUCUAAUGGAAUCGUUCCUAUAGUCUAUGGAUCAACGCGUGAAGGCUACGAGAAGACACUUCCGAAGGAUUCUUUCAUUUUCCUUGAGGAUUUCAGCAACAUGAGUGCAUUUGUUGAUUACAUUCAUGCUCUUGAUGAAGACGAAGCGAGAUACAAGAAAUAUUUUGAUUGGAAAAUUGAUAGCAAAAUCAUCUUGCAUUCUCCAUCAGCGUUCCGAGGUCAAAAACCUGGGCUUAAUUUAUGUUAUCUAGUGAAGAAAUUGAUCCAUAUCUUCUUCUACCCAGAGACUUCGUGGAAGAAAAGGACUCCAGAUUUUGCUUCUUGGUGGCUAGGACAGUGUGAUGAUUUUCAUGCUGACAAGAAAGUGCUGGGAUUCAAUGUUCGAAGAUCAAAGGAAAAGCAAGCUGAAAUCGAACAGAGGUGGUAGAACUGGUAAUACAGAAUAUAAUGAUUUAUUGUUUGUUACUUUGGGUAAACACAUAUCCACUUGACUCGAUUUCAACUUCGGUAUGGGGUUAAACAUUAAAGUCUGAGUUCUUCAAUUACUGAUGAGCAGCCUUUUUCUGCAGGAGGACUAAGUAAGCUCAGUCUCAAAGGAAUACAAGUAAGAAAGUGGAAUUGCGGAUGAUGAGGGCAAUAUCGUGUUUCGGUAUGAUCAGGUGGAGAACUCAACAAAGUAUUGAUAAAAUUCAUAAGGAGUUUAUUCAUGUCUUUGAGUGAAUUAAUAAUUUAACGAGAAUUACAUAUUUUUGAUAUUUAAGUUUAAGCCUUUGAUGCACAAAUGCU
Lytechinus variegatus (green sea urchin) is the source of this 2102-nucleotide messenger RNA. RefSeq names its product alpha-(1,3)-fucosyltransferase fut-6-like. Lineage: Eukaryota; Metazoa; Echinodermata; Echinoidea; Temnopleuroida; Toxopneustidae. Gene Ontology annotation, molecular function: alpha-(1->3)-fucosyltransferase activity. The record is from RefSeq and is a predicted model, not a curated record. The coding region runs from base 262 to 1743 and encodes 493 amino acids. Gene Ontology annotation, cellular component: membrane. The transcript has a single exon.